AUGGAUGACCGAAUAACUCGAAUUGCCAGUGGCGUUGCAAUCACCGCUGGUGUCGCAGGGAUUGGUGCCGCUGCAUAUGUGUGUGCAAAGCAUCUCCGUACACUCAAAAAACAAAAUGAGCAUGUUUCCAAAGCGUUGGAAACUUUGAGCUAUGAAGUUAAUGCCUUGCGGAGAGAAAUUGCGGAGUUACGAGGCGCUGGGAAUGGUGAUGUUACGCGAAUAUAUUCAAAAAAUCGCAAUCGCGUCCGAACUACCGAAGAAGAGGGGGGAGACGCUGCAUCAGUAUCCUACAGAAUCAAUCUGGAGCGUGGGCGAGUAAAGAGUUAUCAGUCGUUAACAUCUGAUGGUGAAUACGCUGAUGCUGAGGAAGACUGGUGAGU
Molecule: messenger RNA, 380 nt
Organism: Strongylus vulgaris
Lineage: Eukaryota; Metazoa; Nematoda; Chromadorea; Rhabditida; Strongylidae
Source: the annotation of a GenBank genome assembly